AUGACUCAGCAAUGUCUUGGAGCAUUUGUCUCCCUUUAUGGAUAUCCACUCGAUGAAAACGGGACUCUCCCAAGUGUUUCCACGCAGCUUUUCGAUAAAAUGUUCCUCGAUUCGGUUCACUUGUGCGAACGCUACUCAAGUCUCGAAUCGUGUAUGGGCUCAAAAUACAAAGAUUGCCUAACGCUACGGACUCUUUCUUUAUACACUGCAUCAAAUGAUGAUGCAACAUUUUACGCAGAAGAGUUGGCACUUUUUGAGCUCUACUGCAGUGAUUCGAAAAAAUUUAUUCAAUAUUUCCAAUGCCAUGAAAAAAUUAUUGACGACGAGUUGAAUGAGGCGAUUUUAAAUCAUUGUGAUGAUGAUUGGCAUAAUCCGGAAUGCGUAGAUAUGGUCACGGUGGCUCGUUGUCAGCUCAUUCUCUUUAAAAAAGAGUGUGGGAAAAAGGUGGAAGCGUCCUAUUGUGCGUAUAGUAAUAUUAGGACAGCUUUUGCUUGUUAUAAAGCGUUGCUCUAUUACAAGCAGACGAUCCCAAAUGGAGACACGAAAUUUCCCGCGUAUUCAGCGUUGAAGAUCAAUGAGAUGAAUAUUCCUUGCGGCAACAUCGACACCUUCAAAACAUGUUUGAACGAUUUGAAAUCAUAUUGUUAUGAUUUACCAACGAUUUUCAGGUUUGUACCGAGUGGAUCCGAGGCGGAGGCGAAGAGCUAUUUGCAGCUUUUUCUCGCCAUGCAACUUCGAUGUGAUCACGCUUCAGCAUACGACACCUACACGCGGUGUCGAGCCGCAUGGGCGGGCGCUGAUUGGCAAGAUCAAACUCAUUACGCGAAUUGCGGAGAUUAUCGAUAUAAAGAUGAGUGCUAUUCGAUCAACUCAACGAUGACGUGUCGAUGGAAAGUGAUGCGCUCGGUUUGCGAGGAUAUCGGUGGAUAUUGUGAUAUCGAUCCGCAAAUCAUGGACAAACAGGGAUGGAUUGAUGGCGAUUGUAUCUCUGAUGCAAAGAAAAUGUGCAAAAAGAUCAACUCAGCUUCGCGAUUUCUUCUCCCCAUUUUGAUAACUUUCAUGUUAACGAAAAUUUUUGCG
Mesorhabditis belari is the source of this 1080-nucleotide messenger RNA. The record is from the annotation of a GenBank genome assembly. NCBI's taxonomy places the organism in Eukaryota, Metazoa, Nematoda, Chromadorea, Rhabditida, Rhabditidae.